Messenger RNA from Trichechus manatus latirostris (Florida manatee), 2849 nucleotides. RefSeq names its product thioredoxin domain containing 11 (gene TXNDC11). Lineage: Eukaryota; Metazoa; Chordata; Mammalia; Sirenia; Trichechidae. The record is from RefSeq and is a predicted model, not a curated record. The transcript has 12 exons. The coding region runs from base 32 to 2734 and encodes 900 amino acids.
GCUCCGCCGCGGGCUGCGCGGCGCCUCCCUCAUGGCGCGCGGGCGGCCCGAACUGCUCUGCGGGGCCUUGGCGCUCGGCUGCGCGCUGCUCCUCGCCGUGAAGUUUACCUGCAGUCGAGCAAAAGAUGUGAUUAUACCAGCAAAGCCACCUGUCAGCUUUUUCUCCUUGAGGUCGCCGGUCCUUGACCUCUUCCAGGGGCAGCUGGACUACGCAGAGCAUAUUCGCCGGGACUCGGAGGUGGUGCUGCUGUUCUUCUAUGCCCCAUGGUGUGGCCAGUCCAUCGCUGCCAGGGCAGAAAUUGAGCAAGCAGCGAGCCGGCUUUCAGACCAGGUGUUGUUUGUGGCAAUUAACUGUUGGUGGAAUCAGGGGAGAUGCAGAAAACAGAAACACUUCUUUUAUUUUCCUGUAAUAUAUCUGUAUCAUCGGAGUUUCGGACCAAUCGAAUACAAAGGCCCCAUGAGUGCUGUUUACAUUGAGAAGUUUGUCCGCCGGGUGAUGAAACCACUUCUCUACAUCCCAUCUCAAUCAGAAUUACUAGAUUUUCUCUCAAACUACGAGCCUGGAGUACUUGGGUACUUUGAGUUCAGUGGCUCACCCCAGCCCCCUGGCUAUUUGACCUUCUUCACAUCAGCACUGCAUUCAUUAAAGAAAGAUUACCUAGGAACAGUACGAUUUGGGGUUAUCACAAAUAAGCAUCUUGCGAAACUGGUAUCCUUAGUACACUCUGGAAGUGUGUAUUUACAUAGACAUUUCAACACAUCACUUGUCUUUCCCAGGAAAGUCAUCAACUACACAGCCGAGAACAUCUGUAAAUGGGCCUUAGAAAACCGGGAGACGCUCCUUCGAUGGCUGUGGCCACAUGGAGGCAAGAGUCUUCUGCUGAAUAAUGAACUGAAGAAAGGACCAGCACUUUUUUUAUUCAUACCUUUUAAUCCAUUAGCAGAAAGUCACCCUUUAAUAGAUGAGAUCACCGAAGUGGCCUUGGAGUACAACAACUGUCACGGGGACCAGGUGGUGGAGCGCCUUCUCCAGCACUUGCGGCGGGUGGACGCUCCAGUGUUAGAGUCGCUGGCACCUGAGGUGCCAGCCCGGCUGCCAGACCCACCACUGAUCACCGCGUCACCCUGCUGUAACACUGUGGUGCUGCCCCAGUGGCACUCCAUCUCCAGGACUCACAACGUAUGUGAGCUGUGUGUUAACCAGACCACCGGGGGCAUCAAGCCCAGCUCGGUCAGCAUGCCGCAGUGCAGCUUUUUCGAGAUGGCAGCAGCUCUGGAUUCCUUCUACCUCAAGGAGCAGACUUUUUAUCAUGUGGCAUCAGACAGCAUAGAAUGCAGCAAUUUUUUAAGUUCUUACAGUCCUUUCAGCUACUACACUGCAUGUUGCAGGACCAUGAACAGGAGCAUGAUGGGCUUCAUUGAUUCUGAACAAGAGGUCUUUGAAACCCCAGCCAUUGCAUUCUCUUCCCUGGAGAAGAAAUGUGAGGUUGAUUCCCUGAGCUCCGUUCCUCACAUUGAGGAGAACCAGUUCCUCUUUCCCGAAGUGGACAUGGAUAGCACAAACUUCACAGGUCUGAGCUGCAGAACCAACAAGACCCUGAACAUCUACCUUUUGGACUCAAAUUUAUUUUGGUUAUAUGCAGAGAGGCUGGGUGCUCCGAGCGUAACUCACGUGAAAGAAUUUGCUGCAAUUGUGGAUGUGAAAGAAGAGUCUCACUAUAUCUUGGACCCCAAACAAGCCCUUAUGAAGUUCACCCUAGAGUCUUUUAUUCAAAACUUCAGCGUUCUCUACAGUCCCUUAAAAAGGCAUCUUAUUGGAAGUGACUCUGCCCAGUUCCCUUCUCAGCAUUUAAUCACUGAAGUGACAACUGAUACCUUUUGGGAAGUAGUCCUCCAAAAACAGGAUGUUUUGCUGCUUUAUUAUGCACAGUGGUGUGGCUUCUGUCCAUCCCUCAAUCACGUCUUUAUCCAGCUAGCUCGUCUCCUGCCACCGGACACAUUCACCGUGGCGAGGAUUGAUGUAGCUCAGAAUGAUCUUCCUUGGGAAUUCAUGGUUGACCGUCUUCCUACUGUGUUAUUUUUUCCCUGCAACAGAAAGGACCUAAGUGUGAAAUACCCCGAAGACCUUCCCAUCACCCUCCCGAAUCUGCUCAAGUUCAUCUUGCAUCACUCAGACCGUGCUCCCGCCCCCCAGAACCUGGCGAACCCUCCUACCAAAGAAUGUCUGCAGAGCGAGGCUACCUUGCAGCAGGGGCACAUCUCCCACCUGGAGCGGGAGAUCCAGAAGCUGCGGGCGGAAAUCAGUGCCCUCCACCAAGCACAGGUGCAGGUGGAGGCCCAGCUGGCCAGUGCCCGCAGAGACGAGCACCGGCUGCUGAGGCAGCAGCAGACCUUGGAGAAGCAGCACAGCCUGCUCCGGCUGCACAGUGAGCAGCUGCGGGCUUUGUACGAGCAGAAGACCAGUGAGCUCGAGGAGGUGGCCCGCAGGCUCCAGGAGCUGGCCGACGCCUCCGAGAACCUCCUCACUGAGAACACAUGGCUCAAGAUCCUGGUGGCGACCAUGGAGAGAAAACUGAAGGACAAGGACGCAGCCGAAACACUCGCCCCCCUGAAGGAGGCACGCUCUGACCACCCUGAGCCUGCAGGUGCCCCCCACUUACCUGGCAGUACUCCGCCCUCCAAUGUUAGUGCCACGCUGACGUCCGAAAGGAAUAACGAGAACAGGACAGACUAACUUUUAAAAUGACAUGAAGAAAUCAGAGGGGAAAACUGUACAUUGGGAAUAUAUUUAUGCAAAUUUUACUGAAAUUUAUUGUAAAUAAAGAUUUUCUCAGUGGUCUAGAAAAUCA